Prunus armeniaca (apricot) is the source of this 1047-nucleotide messenger RNA. The record is from the annotation of a GenBank genome assembly. Lineage: Eukaryota; Viridiplantae; Streptophyta; Magnoliopsida; Rosales; Rosaceae.
AUGGCACAGGUAGAAUACUCGUCUCUAAAUUUUCUUCCCUCUUAUUCUUCUAAGAUGGUUCGACAUAUGUCAAUAUCUCAGAAGGACUUGUCCAACAAAAAGGAAGAAGACCCAGAAUUCUUACUCGGUUUUGAGAAAUUGAGAACCAUUAUAAUUCCAGAUUUGGACAGUGCAUAUGUUCCUACAGAAGUUGGGGUCAACAAUAUAUCUUUUUUACAGAGAUGCAUCUCAAGGCUCAACUUACUAUGGGUGCUAAAUCUUAGUCACUUGAUUAUUAAGGUGCUGCCAAGUUCCAUCGGCAACUUGAGACACCUGAGAUAUCUUGACUUGUCGUUUAAUCGGCAUAUAAGUAAGCUUCCUGAUUCUAUUUGCAAGCUGCAUCAUUUGCAAUCCUUGGUGCUUGCAUAUUGUGAAAAACUCCAGGAAUUGCCAAAAGACAUAGGAAACCUAAUCAGCCUCAGGUACUUGGUCUUAACCAUAAACCAGACGCAUUUGCCAAAAGUAUUUGGACUUCGAACUUUAUUUGUGAUUUCGUGCAACAAUCUUAUAUCUUUGGGUGAAGGGAUGGGAUCCCUCACUAACCUUCGAACGCUGGUCAUUUCGGAAUGUCAAAACUUGGAGUCCUUACCAUCUUGUAACAUGACCACAUUGGAAACUUUGGAUAUCAGUGAUUGCCCAAAGCUAGAUCUGAUGGGGUCAGGAGAAGGCAUUCGAGGUCUUAGAUUUUUUGGGAUUGAAAAUUCGAGUUUGAAGGCCUUACCCCAUUGGCUGCAAGAGUCUGCAGACACUCUAGAAGGGUUAUGCUUGGACAAUACCUUUCUCCAGUUACCGGACGGGUUCCAAAACUUCACCAUGCUCCCAAAACUAAAGAUUAUAGACUGUCCGGAUUUAGUUUCUUUUCCCGAGGGCAUGCACCGCCUCACUGCACUGAGAGAGUUGGAGAUUAGCAGCGACCCUUUAGCUGAAAGAUGCAGAAGGGAAGAAGGUGAGGAUUGGUCCAAGAUAGCUCAUGUCCCAAAGAUCAUUCUUUAUGGUCGUAUUAUCUGA